GUUUGAACUUUGAAUGAAAAGACAGUUGCUCUGGAACAGUGAAUUUAAUACUAGUUUAUGGAACGAAACAUUUUUCAGGAAUUUCAACAAUUUUUUUGAUAAAUCGGUCAAUAUUGCCAUGUUCUGCAUUUCACCUUUUGCGAAUUCUCAUCCCGAAAGUGUUAAUUUGAGACGAAACAAAAUUGAUUCAGGGACCCAAAAGUCUAGAUACGCCAUCUUGGUAUUCCACUUUACGGUAAUAUUUCAAAAACGGGAGCUGAUAAGAUAUUUCUGACUUCAGAUUCGAGUUUAGCACAUAAAAAGUAUAUACCUAUCUUGGUCUCGGCACCUAAAAAUUUGAAGACUUGUGUAAUAUAUUAGGAUGAAAUGGGAUUGUAAUUGCUUCUGGCUUACUUGAGUUCCACCUGCACCAAAACGGUAACAAACACACACAGUAACAAAAGCAGUAAGGUAUUCAAGGUUAAUGUAUAGCCGGUACUAUACCAUAGAAAAACCGAUUCAAAGUCGUUGAAAGCCGGAGGAAACUCUGUAAGAAACCGGUUAAGAGCCGUAGAAAAGGUAAGGGAAAAAAAGUGAGCCUUAAGAAAUCAUAAGAAAUUAUAAGCUUAAGAAUGGCUUUCACGUUUUCCACUUACUUUUAAAGGUGAAUAAUAAAUAAUUCCACAAACAAUAAAAGAAAGCACGUGUGACACAAUUGUCGUGCCUUGUGUAUUAUGUUUUGUUUUAAAUUUACUCAAGUGGCAUUAAAAUAAAUAGUAGUUUAAUUUAAGUAUGAAUUAUAUUUGUGGAAGCACUAAGAUAUUGGUUCGGGGGCUUUUAUAAACUCUGCUUUGUGGUGUCGUCAGUAAAUUUAAAUAUCUAAAAGUCCUUUUAAGUUUUGCUAUGGCUUUGAAAGGACUCUUCUCAGGCUUUUAAAUUAAGGCAAAACCUUGUGACUAUGUAAAAAUCGUUCAAUAUUUGUUUAGCCAGUAACACACUAUUUUUUUGAGCGUUUAAACACCGAAAAAAUAUCAUAGAAACAAUCAUAGAACUCGCGUUAACCAAAAAUAAGUAUUUAACUCUUAAAGCCGUCCCUGAUGUCUAUGAAUUGUUUACAUACAAAAAUGUGUUUUAUAUUUUGUUACUCUAUUUAAAAUAAGUGAUAUGAAUAGAUCGUGUUUUAGUUUUCCAUUAACUGUUCACCAAAACAAUGCAGCUUUUAGUAUUCCUGUUAUCAUUUCUCGUGCUUGUAACAUUGUGUGCUUCCCAAGAUUAUUAUGACGAAAUAAAGGAAAAACCGUGUAAUUUAGCAUUUAGAUGUAGGACUGGGGGAGAACUUGUGUGGGCUUCAACUGACAAUGAAUCUUGUGAGGUUUACCCAAAUAAUUGCAUGUUCGAGAGUUCCAAUUGCAAUCGUCAAAAUAAUUAUGAAUCAGAAGCAAUAGAUAUUGGACAAGAAGAAUGUCAAAAACUAUGUAAAACAUCUUGCGUAGGCAAUGGGACUCCAAUUUGUGGAUAUUAUGAAUUUGAAUUGCGAAAUUUUGGAAGUCAAUGUGAAAUGGAUAAUUUUAUCUGUGCCACGGGGCAAAUUUUCGAUCUGUACAGUGAAGGAUUAUGCCCAGCCUCCAGUGUUAUCGAAUUGUAUUCAAAUUUUUUUUAG
Messenger RNA from Episyrphus balteatus (marmalade hoverfly), 1639 nucleotides. RefSeq lists its product as uncharacterized. The record is from RefSeq and is a predicted model, not a curated record. The transcript is spliced from 3 exons. The coding region runs from base 1190 to 1639 and encodes 149 amino acids. Lineage: Eukaryota; Metazoa; Arthropoda; Insecta; Diptera; Syrphidae.